Molecule: messenger RNA, 5109 nt
Organism: Folsomia candida
Lineage: Eukaryota; Metazoa; Arthropoda; Collembola; Entomobryomorpha; Isotomidae
Product: mucin-17
Exons: 12
Coding region: 291-4787 (1498 amino acids)
Biological process (GO): signal transduction; activation of GTPase activity
Molecular function (GO): GTPase activator activity
Source: RefSeq, a predicted model, not a curated record
GCUCCAGAAACCAACGGACAACAAACAGACUCGACCAAAAACCAACCACCAAAAUUCUUCCUCUUCCAUUUAGCUUAUCGUCAGCUUUCUCCCUUUGAAGGCAAAGUAAGAAGAAAUGUUAACAGUGCAUUAAUUACUAAUUAUAAAAUUAAUUAGUUUGAGAGGAAUGCAAGAGUAAAGAGAAGCCAACUUCAAGUCAAGUUUCGUUUUCGGCUAAACCACAAUCCCGACGACGAGUUUGGUCGACGCCGAAUCUUCAUAAUCAACUACACGCCAGCCCACGGCGCAAAAUGGCAUCCGAGUCCCCAGCAAUCACAGUACCAUUGGCAGCGGCAACGAGACCUUCCAAUCUACUUUUGACGCCAGACCCACUCCAAUCCCCUAGUUCGCCAAGCCCAACCGAAUCCCUUGAACAGCGCCACAUCUCCGACCUAUUUCGAGAACAUGGGUUACGACUUACUCCCGUUCUUCGUCAAGCGGUGUCUGAAGAACUGUCAAAGUUGGGAGUGGAAUAUGAAUGUGUGCCAAGUAGUAGUAAAGGUAACAAGGCUAGAAAGUCGCCACGACCCACUCAUCGUCGAGGGAGUGACAGCAUAACUGCAAAUGGACUUCAGAGAACAAUUGAAGUAAAGCUUCCCUCCUCCAACACCACCGUGACCAUUCCAUUCAUUGUGAAGCAUACGUGCGACUACAUCCGACAACAUAUCAAACAACAGGGAAUUUUCCGAAUUUCUGGUGUUGCAUCGAGAGCAAACAGUAUCAUGCAAAGAUUCACAAAUCCUGAGAUUGAGGAAUAUUUUACUUCUUGCGAUACCGUUCACGAUGUCGCCGUAGUGUUGAAGCAGUAUCUGCGACAGUUGGAGACGCCUUUGAUACCGUACAGUAUUCAGCAUGUGUUCAUUCAAUGUUUAGAGUUGCAGCCGGAAAGUGCUCGAACGUCGGCUCUUCUUCUUUCGAGUUGUCUCGUUCCGCAGGAAACUAUGGGCUGUCUGACUUAUAUUCUCCAAUUUCUUGCCGAAGUAGCAGAAUCUAGUGGAGAGAAUUUAAUGACAUUUGAGAAUCUUGGCAUUAUCAUGGGUCUCAAUAUUAUGCCCAUCGCCCAAGAUCCAAGAUCGGUGAAAAGUGACAAUAAUAAGAAUAGUGGGAAAGACGUUCACAAGACUGAGCGACACGUUUUGGAUUUGCACAACAAAGUCAUCGAGAACCUAAUCAAACAUGCAGAUAGAGUUGGUCGAAUAACAGAAGAGGUGGAACGAAGAAUGGAUUCUUUGCUAAGUAUUCGAAGCUCUGAAGAUGAACUAGAGAAUGAGGGGGUUGGCCGUCGGAAGAAACGGCGGAGUGGAUCCCUCAAUAGUAAGUCAAAUCGGAUGUUGGGAUUUCUGAAAAAGGUGACGAGUGGAAAGAGUGGAACGGAGACGCCGAUAACACCCAUGCCUCACACCCCUCGAGGUGAUUCCUUCUCCUACACUCCAGUCAUUAAAGCAAGUGCUAGGAAAAAUGAAGAUGGAGUUUUCUCUCUGCAAAAAAAGAAAAAUAUCUUUGACGGAACAGCUCGAAAAAGUAAAAACAAUGAAUUGUUCGGCACACCAAACACGCUGCCUAGCCAAAUCACUUGUCCGUCACCGGCAGUUUGUUUAGACCCGAGCCCAAUGAAGAUGGAUUGGAAAACGACUCCAAAUGGAAACAGGCUUAGGAACUUUGUGACUCCUGGGAUAUUGAGGAGAAGGGAUAAGAGCUCAGAUAACACGGAUAAAAAUAUCUUCUCGGCUCCCACCACCAUGAAGUCAUCCAAGCCUAGGAUUCGUUUCGGGCGGAGUAAACAUACCAAAAAACAAGAGACUCCUAAGCAAGAUCUAAGCCUUUUAAAAUCCAAACAAACUUCAGCUUCUACCAUAUCAAUUCACAAACUGGCAGCCUCCCCUCGAGCUGCCACACUUCAGAAAAAUGUAUCCUUGUCUAAAAUCCCACGUCCUGGUGGAGGUGAAAAGCCGGCAAUUCCGCCGAAACGUGUCAAUUUGUUAUCAUCAAGUAACAUUACGCAACUAAAAAAGCAGGGUUCAAAGGGUUCACUCAAUCUCGGAAAAAAGGAUGAAGGAGACUACGUGAUAAUUUCACCUAAAGCAGAAAUUGACGAUGCUGAUAUUAGAAAUGAGGCAUUUCUUGCCUCAUCUUCUGCGAUUUCAGUCGCCACCAACAACGAUUCAUCCAGCCAGGCAAUGACCGGAAACAAUGUCACGGUCGAAACUGAUAUCGAUACAACUGCCACCACGACCGAACUUACAAAGGAAAGUGACGACCCAAUAAGUCACGAUUCUUCUUCAUCCACACUUCAACCACCUCCGAUGGACAUGAUGGGAAAACUUAAACUAACUCCACUCAUUCAAGAAAUUGACCAGUUGACUCGAACGGCUGGGGACCUUACGCUUUCUACCCUGAAGGGUAGAAAAUCAGCCUCGAGUAUUCGACGUACUCGAUCACGUGGUCACACGUUACCCGAAUCACCCACUGAACUGGAAACCACUCCACUUGCUGCAGAUCAAGUCGAAUCAAAGUUUAUCAAGACGCUGAAAGAGUCAAAAAUUAUUCAGAUUCAAGCAGAGAAAAUAAACCAAACUGGAAUGCAGUUGCAACGGCGACUCACAAUUCAAGAACGUGGUUUAAACAAGGUGAACAUGUCCCCAUCCCAGCGAAGGAUUGCAGCGAGUGCAAAGAGAAGACGGUCCCAUGAAAUCGGGCGUGUUACACCAAUUAUUACUCCAACAAGGUUUUUAUCACUUCGCAGCCCAAAUGCCUCGCCUGCUGCUGCUAGUACUACUACUUCUACGCUACGACGAUCCCCCAACCGUUGCACCUUGAAACGAGGGCGGCCCAAUACGGCACGCGUUGGAUUGGCCAGACCAAGCCCAACUCGAAACACGCCACGGUCCGUUCUAACACCACCCAUCACGCGAUCACCCAAGAAAAAAGUUAUACCUUCAGCAGAUAAUAACAAUCCUAUGAAAAUGGAGGACAAUGGGGAAGGUUCCCCCACAUCAACUUCGCCACCACCGCUCCCUCCUCGCAAAGACUCCACCACUGCUCAUAAUUCUGACACUCCCAUGAGACGAAUGUCGUCCGUCCAGGAACUAGUGAACAAGUUGGAAAAAAAUCGGAAGAGUAAGUUGGCCGUUGUACCGCCAACGGCAGGAACGUCAGAAAACGUAGAAUCAGACCUCCUUGAAAAUGUUGAACUUGUUCUGCCCUCCCAUCAACAAAUACAGCCAGAAACAGACGUGAUAAGUUCACCAAUUCAUUGCUCCACUACCCCACAAAUCGUCGUGACACGUAGCAAGGCUCGAGAUGAGUUACGAUCGGCUCAAGAAACACCACAGACUCCGUUCCUAUUUUCUCUCGCCCCCUCCAUGGAAAACGACGUGGAUCCGGAAAUGAAUUGGGUGUCUGGUCACAAGUUUAAAUUCGACAGGAAGGAUUUUCACAACCUAAAAAAAUCUUCCGAUCGUGAUUCUAUCCAUUUCUUAAAAACUCUUCGUGCGGGAAAGGUUCCGGCAACGGUGGAAUAUUUCAAUCAAAUUGGGCAUAACAAAUCUCCCACAAAAUCAUUAAUUCCUCGCUACACGGGGCUCCAAACUCAAGGGACAGCAAAAUAUCUUGCUGGUGAAACCCACCUUAUCACCACUCCUGAAAUGAAGAGUAGCAAUGAAGACACUCCACCAGUUACAACUCCCAGUCGUAUUGCUCGUCGAAUGUCGUCCGUUGACAUUGAUAUCCGCAAUCGCAAUAGAAAAGAAGAACUCUUGGAUCAAAUCAAGAAGGAAAAUGCAGCAGUAAGGCGAUCCAACACAACGACCGGCACAGGUGCUCGAGGAGGUAGAAAUCUUCGCCCAAUCGAACGAGGUAUAACAACUAACGACACUACUGCUGCCGCCGUUCCACGAACUUCAAGUUUCAAACGUCCUAAUACCCUCGAUUUAAAGUCACCCCUCACAGCAACUUGUACUGCUGCUGCCACGUCGUCCACUACUGUGAUUAAACCAAUUUCCCGUGCUGCAAGCCUUCGUCGGCCUCAAACUCAAACUCCACGAAUCGUCGAGGAAGACGAAAGCUUGAUCAUCUCUGUGAAUCUGGCCAUCGAAAACUUACUCCAUCCCAGAAAUGAGAACUGUGAUAGUGUUAAAAAGUCUGGAAGAGGUGGAAAUCAAGGAUCCGCAUCGAAACCAUCCCCAUUAAAGAGUAGCAACCUUGCCAAUUCUACCACCCUAUCGAGAAAUAACUCUAGCAAUAGGAAAAACUCACCUUCUCUCAAAACAUCGCCCCCUCUGAGAGGCAUCAACUCUCGUCGACGUAAUGUGACCAUCACUCGCACAGCUUCAGAAACUGGGACAAAGUCCACCACAACUACACCCAGAUCCACCCCGAAAAUUAAGAAGGCACUCACAACUCGAGCUUAUGACAUGAUGAUGAUGUCUGGUGGCGCAGUAAGCAGCCCUGCCAUCCCGAUGAGACGGUCUACGCGAACCCCCAAUUCUGCUUCUACUAAUAUUAAUACUGCUACUAAAGGUACUUCUAAUGGGAAUUCUACUGACUUUCACUCGCAUGCUCAUGCUUGCAACACCAUCACGCCACGAAGGAGGGUUCCACGAAUGGGGAAUGGUGCCGUUGCCUCCUCCUCUACACCUCACCAACUACCCAUCAACAACUUUGAUGGAAAUGUUGCCAAUAGCUCAACAAAGUCCAAGCUUCGUACUCCUCUCAGGGCGACCCACUUGUAUACUACUCCUUCUCACUAACUAUGUAUAACUCACUUAUCAGGAGUACGGAAGACUUUUGUUAAUUGAUUUUGCACUUGAAAGUGAACUGCACUUUAUUUUACAGUUUUGGUACAACAAUUUUUCCUUUUUACUACUACAACAGUCUCCCCACUAGGGAUAUGAUACUUUCUUAUUAUUAUUACAGAGAGGCAUAUAUAAUGAUUUCCAAUAUCUUUAUCCGAAUAGAAAUAAUUCUGAUGCAUACAAAUACUUAUAAUGUAGAAAACCCAACUGUGAAUAUAUUUAAAUACGAUUUAAAUAAUAAAAAAGGAACAAUAUUGGUUCAACAGUUUUAACGGAA